Molecule: messenger RNA, 987 nt
Organism: Penicillium concentricum
Lineage: Eukaryota; Fungi; Ascomycota; Eurotiomycetes; Eurotiales; Aspergillaceae
Product: Zinc finger GRF-type
Exons: 3
Coding region: 1-987 (328 amino acids)
Molecular function (GO): zinc ion binding
Source: RefSeq, a predicted model, not a curated record
AUGUCGUCCCCUCAGAGAUACCCAGGUUCGCCAGGAACUACAGCACCUCUGCGUCGUGGUCUCUUCAAAGAUGGUAUUUGGUGUUGUAACUGCCCAGAGCGGCCGGCUGCUGCCCGCCGUCAAACAAAGAAGCAGGGAGCUAACUUUGGGAAAUGGUUUUGGACUUGCGCGCAGCCUCCACAUCUCAAGUGCAGCUUCUUUCUGUGGGCAGAUGACGCUACAAUGCGUGAGCAAGCAGCCGUUCUUGCCAACUCUCGAUCUGAACUAGACCCUACCUCACUCACCCCAUCAAAAUACACACCAGGACACUGGGCGCAGAUUCAUCAAUCCCCCCAGCGCAACUUCAAGUCGCCCCCGAAGACAGCGAAGGCCAGAAUGAUCUCAGAAGCGUCAGACAAUCUUGGCUGGAAUGACGACUCGGAUGAAAAUGAUGAGCUGGUCAAGGCACUCUCUUCCAGCCAGACCGAGACCUUCAUCUCGCAACCCAACUUCCACCCCGAAUCCCCAUUCAAGAUCCCCCUCACCUCCACAGUGACCUCACCUGGCAAGCGAAAAUUGACAGAAGUCACAAAUGGGAACGCCCCAUACGACCAAUCUGCACCCGCGACGCCUUUUUCAUCCCGCUCCUCUCGCACCGAGAUGUUCCCUCCCUCGUCUGCAGAAUUAUGCAUGACACCCACGCCUAGCAAAUACAACGAUGUGCUUUCUGCAGACUCGAAGUUUGACACCUCGGAUAUUGCAAAGAGUCUACUCGAUAUUCUGGAAAAACAUAGUGUUGUUUUGCCAAACAAAGCGCAUGACGAGGUCGUUUCGCUGCUUGACCGGCAGGACUUGAAGACGCAGGGUAUUAUUCGUGGGCGGGAUAUGACGCGACUGGCAUUAAAGAAGAAGGAUGACGAUAUCAAGAAGCUGCAAGACCGUGUUUCCAACCUGGAAGCUCAGAGGGAACUGGAUCGUUCUCUUAUUGAGGGGAUGAAACCACAUUGA